AUGACGGCGACACCGGUAGAGCCAGCCGCGCUGGCUGAGCUCACGGCAGCUAAGCAGUUGGGAAUGGACCAGGCGGCGGUGAAGGAGACGGUGAAGGAAUACUAUGGGGAGACACUCAAGGGUACAGGCGACCUGCGCACCUCCGCAUGCACAGCCUGCAAGGCACCUCCGCCUGCCGUACGUGCCGCGCUGGGAGCUGUGCCCAGCGAGAUCAAGGACAAGUUCUACGGCUGCGGCAACCCCAUCCCCACCGGCAUUGAGGGACUGCGGGUGCUGGACCUGGGCUGUGGCUCCGGGCGGGACUGCUACGUGGCGGCAAAGCUGGUGGGAGAGAAGGGCACCGUGACGGAUAUGACCAUCCACAUGUCCGAUAGCGUGGACAUGACGCCCCCACAACUGGAUGUGGCCCGGGCGCACUGCAAGAGCUAUUGCUGCGAGACCCUGGGCUACGGCCAGCCGAACAUGCAGUUCGUGCAGGGGGAGAUCGAGUACCUGGACCGGGCAGGCAUUGAGGACGAGAGCGUGGACCUUAUCAUCUCCAACUGCGUGAUCAACCUGUCUCCGGAUAAGGCCCGGGUGCUUUCGGAGUCAUACCGCGUGCUGGCGCCCGGAGGCGAGAUGCACUUCUCUGACGUGUACUGCGACCGGCGGCUGCCCGCCGCCAUACGAACCCACCCCGUCUUGCUUGGGGAGUGCCUGGCGGGGGCGUUGUACGUCAACGACUUCAUCCGGCUGUGCAGGAAGGUUGGCUUCACGGAUCCUCGGCAGCUGGAGUGUGAGGAGAUUACCUUACAUGACCCCGAGCUCAGGGACUUGGUCGGCGAGGCGCGCUUCUACAGCAUCACGUACAGGAAAAUUUUCGGGGAGGGCCCCGAAAGGUUACUCAGAGGGUUUCGGACACGGCCGAAAUUUUUGGGAACCCUGGUGGCCGUCUACAAGGGCACCCUCCCGGGCUGCCCGCAUGCCUACGACCUGGACGACCAUCACCGGCCCCCUGGCCUGCGGUUUAAAUUUGUUUCAUUCAUUACGGUUCCGUCCUCGCUCCUGCCCUGCCCUGCCCCAUUGCUAUGUCGGCCUCCGCCUCCAAGUUUCGUCACCAACAAGCCGAUGUUGGUGUGCGGCAACACCGCCUCCAUGGUCGGGGAGACCUGGCUGCGACCCCACUUCACGGUCAUUGGCGACCGGGCGGUGCACUUCGGGCAGUUCGACUGCAGCGGCCCCAAGGUGACGGCAGCCUCGCCAGCCACCAGCGGGUUGACAGGCGCCUGCGCGGGCGGGGCCUGCUGCUGA
Messenger RNA from Volvox carteri f. nagariensis, 1290 nucleotides. RefSeq lists its product as uncharacterized. The record is from RefSeq and is a predicted model, not a curated record. Gene Ontology annotation, molecular function: methyltransferase activity. Bases 1 to 1290 code for a protein of 429 amino acids. NCBI's taxonomy places the organism in Eukaryota, Viridiplantae, Chlorophyta, Chlorophyceae, Chlamydomonadales, Volvocaceae. The transcript is spliced from 10 exons.